Molecule: messenger RNA, 1000 nt
Organism: Zingiber officinale
Lineage: Eukaryota; Viridiplantae; Streptophyta; Magnoliopsida; Zingiberales; Zingiberaceae
Product: cysteine-rich repeat secretory protein 38-like
Exons: 1
Coding region: 118-996 (292 amino acids)
Source: RefSeq, a predicted model, not a curated record
CGGCCAUGGAAUUCCUGACCAACGACUUCCUGUUAUAGAACAAGUGGUCAAUUCUUCUCAUUCAAUCACGCCUUUUUAUGAGCUUCUUCUCUUCUGCUGCUUGCUUCAAUCCCUUCCAUGGCUCCAUCUCUGACUGGAUUUGUGAAGAUGAAAUGCCGUCACAAGUUUACGCUUUCCUCCUCUUACUUGCUGCCUCUGCUCCUUGCCUUCCACUUUAAUCCUGCAGUCGUAACCGCCAUCGAUCCAAGAUUCAUACGAGACAUGUGCCCAACCGAAGCUAACUACACAGCAGGUAGUGCAUUCGACACCAAUCUCAAUCUUCUUCUCUCUUCCCUCUCCUCCGCCUCCGCCGCCGCCGCAGGAUUUCACAACGACACGAUAGGCCGACCUCCGGACCAAGCCUUCGGCCUCGCGUUGUGCCGAGGAGACCUCUCCCUCAGUGACUGCCAGGGCUGCCUCAAUGCCUCCGUCUCACAAAUCACCCACAGUUGCCCCACCGGUGUGAACUCCACCAUAUGGUACGACAUCUGCAUGCUCCGCUACUCCAACACGAACUUCUUCUCCACCGUCGACACUUCCUCUAAGUUCUAUGAAAAAAACCCCAACAACGCAUCGGACCUGCAGAUCUUCAACAACACGCUGGUAAAUCUGAUGACCAGUCUGGCCACGACGGCAGCACGUAGCUCGUCGAAGAUGCUCGCGGCGGGGAAUGCGAACGCGACGAGCUUCACGAAGAUAUAUGGGCUGGUGCAGUGCACGAGGGACUUGUACGCCAAUGGUUGCUACAAUUGUCUUGUUGACGCAUUAGGCGCCAUACCAAGAUUGUGCAACGCGAGGCAGGGGUGCAAGGUGUUAGAGCAGAGCUGCAAUAUUCGAUAUGAAAUCUACCCUUUCUACAACAUUUCUUAUGCGACAGAGAUCGCCUCUCCCCCGCCGGCGUUGAGUCCAGUUUCACCUCCAUCGUUCCGGUCGAGCACGGGCAAUGAAGGCAAGUGAUGAU